AUGCCAGAUCUGAACUUCAAUGCGGACAGCGAUAUCCCAGACCUCUCAGGGAAGACAGUCUUCAUUACAGGAGGUAAGAGCUUGAAUUCCCCACGAGCUCAGCAAAUAAUGAUAGCUGCGGUAGACUCAGGCUAUCUUUAUCUAACAUCCACGCCAUCAGGAACAAACGGCCUAGGCGCCCAAUCAGCAAUCCACCUAUCCAAACACAACGCAUCCCACAUCUACAUCAGUGGACGAAAUGCUCAAAGCGCCGAGAAAGUCAUCACACAAAUCCACAACAGCGGAUCAAAAACACAAAUCACCUUUGUCCAAUGCGACCUCGCAUCCCUAGACUCCGUAAAAGAAGCAGCGGAGAGAUUCACAUCCGACACAACCCGCCUCGAUAUCCUGAUGUGCAACGCAGGAAUCAUGGCCCAAGGCCCCGGUCUAACGAAAGACGGGUAUGAAGUCCAAUUCGGCACAAACCAUCUCGGUCACGCCCUUCUAAUACGGAAAUUACUUCCGUUACUCGAAAACACUUCUAGGGGAGGCGGUGAUGCCCGUAUUGUCAUCCUCACAUCUCAAGGCUUCCUCCUCCACCCAGGUAGAGGUAUUGUUUUCGAUGAUUUAAAAACUACACAGGACUGUUUGUUCCCAGGUCCUUGGCGCCGUUAUGGACAGAGUAAGCUUGCGAAUCUGAUCUAUGCGCGUGAGCUUGCGAAGAGAUAUCCCGGUAUUUUGACUGUAGCUGUGCAUCCGGGUGUGGUCGCUACUGAUCUCGUGGGGGGCCUAGGUUUCUUUGAUAGAACUUUAAUCUAUACGACUAAUUUUGGGAAGCUUUUGAAGCCCGAGGAGGGUGCUUAUAAUCAGUGUUGGGCUGCGACCGUUGCCCGUGAGAGGAUUGAAAAUGGAAUGUAUUAUGAGCCUGUCGGGAAAAAAGAGGAAGGGAGACUUGAUAAGACUGCGAAGGAUGAAGUUUUGGCUGGAAGAUUGUGGGAUUGGACUGCGAAGGUACUUGAUGAGUUUUGA
Penicillium pulvis is the source of this 1008-nucleotide messenger RNA. RefSeq lists its product as uncharacterized. The transcript has a single exon. Bases 1 to 1008 code for a protein of 335 amino acids. The record is from RefSeq and is a predicted model, not a curated record. Lineage: Eukaryota; Fungi; Ascomycota; Eurotiomycetes; Eurotiales; Aspergillaceae.